AUGGGUCUCGCUGAUCUUGGUCGACGUCUUUCAUCAGCAAUAAGAAAUUUAAAAGCUGAUGUUAAUGUUGGUUUAGUUAAACAAUUACGUGAAAAUGUCAAACAAGCAAUAAAUUUAGAAGAAAUAGGUGUUGGUUUUAAUCGAGAUCGAUUAAUUCAAUUUGCUGUUGUUAAAGAACUUAUUCGACUUAUUGAUCCUGAAGUUAAAGCAUGGCAGCCAGUUAAAAAUAAAUCUAAUAUUGUUAUGUUUCACAAUAUACCAUUUUAUGGCAAUUAUACAGAAAGUGAUCCAUUAGUCAUUGCUAUGGACGAUGUUGAAACAUUUCGUAAAGAUAAUUUUGAAUUAAUUGUUGUUGAUAUAAGUGGCCGACAUGCACCAGAUGGAUUGUUAUUCGAAGAAAUGCUUUAA
This is a messenger RNA of Rotaria sp. Silwood1, 408 nucleotides long. The record is from the annotation of a GenBank genome assembly. Lineage: Eukaryota; Metazoa; Rotifera; Eurotatoria; Philodinida; Philodinidae.